Moneuplotes crassus is the source of this 1294-nucleotide messenger RNA. Lineage: Eukaryota; Ciliophora; Spirotrichea; Euplotida; Euplotidae. The record is from the annotation of a GenBank genome assembly.
UCUCAAAUGAACUUUCAGAGAUUUUUGAGAAAGUGAGUCCCAGUCACAGAUUGAGAAGCAAAUAUUCUUCAAUCAUCGGUCAGGAGGGAUCUUUUACCCUCGGAAUUAUAAGAAACGGCAGAUUCUGAGAAGCUUUAAACGCAGUAAUGGUGUAAAUUAUAAGGCAAGCUUUACAUGUUAUUCCUUAUAGGCGAACUAUAUGCAUGGGUUGUACUAUAUCGAACGAAGAACUCUCGGACAAAAAAUUGUAGACUUUGUAAUCCGCUCUACAGUGAGACAUACCAAUAUUUUCGCAUAUAUGGAGACAAUUUUUCCUAAAAGAUGGAUUCCUCAGGUACAAAUGCUUAAAAGGAAUAAGAUUAGGAUUAUAAGAAGGUGGCCAGAUUUAGGUUUGGGUAAUAUAUUCAACCCUAAAAGCACUCGACAUGGCCUAAAUCCUUCUGCAUCUACAAAUUCUGGUUAUUUUGGCGCUAGUUAUUCAAAAAUUAUUUCUCAAAAGCUAUAGCCCACCUGGCUCCUUUUAGAAGACCAGUCUGGAACUAUCUUUUCCUUGCGAGUAUCCUGAUGUACCUAAAUACUAGGAGGCGUAUAAAUAUUAGAAGAGGAUGCCCUAAAUGUAAGAAGACCAAUGAAGAAGAUCCUAGCCAGCUCUCCUGAGCCUCUCACAGUAGUGUAUUCGAGCAGGAGAUUUACAACGCUUAUCUUGAGAAAAAGCAUGAUCUUCAGAAGAAGGCACUGGACGAAUUAGUGAAAUACCUGGCUAACUCCAAGGUCAUCAAGGUUAAAGGCGAUUCUGAAGAGCUAGACAUUAAGAUUCAUGAAGAAGUUGCUCAAAAAGUUGCAGAUAAAUUAACCACUCUGGUUGAGAUUCCCCGAAUUAAGAAAUUAAUGGUAGAAAUCUUCCUAAAAAUGCUAUAUGACGAUGGAUUCAACCGCAUCACACAUGAGUUGACUACUAAGAUUAUUGAUGAGUAUCUCCAGAGCGAGCACUGCCUCAGAAUGUCCACUGAUUUAGUAGCCAAUGAGGUCCUAGCUAAUGAAGAAGUCAGAGAAAAUCUAUUCCAGCUCUUGGAAAACUUCUUAUUAAGGCAAGAUGUAAGAGAAGACGGUGUUAACCAAGAAAUGCUCCAGAAAGCAGAAGAUAUAUUCCACUCAGUCCUCAAACAGCCUGGUGUAAGAAAGUAUGUCAAAGAUAACCUUCACGAGCAACUUCAGAAUGCAAUGGAGAAUGAAGGAGUGAUUAACCAAGGAAUUAAUGCUGCAGCUAAUUCUCUAAAAUAAGAAUUAUCAACCA